Anthostomella pinea is the source of this 1692-nucleotide messenger RNA. The record is from the annotation of a GenBank genome assembly. Lineage: Eukaryota; Fungi; Ascomycota; Sordariomycetes; Xylariales; Xylariaceae.
AUGGCAACGUCACGGCCGACGAGCCUUGCCAUUCCGCGGACUGCCUCGCCUUUCCUCAAUCCUCCCUCCCUGGCAGACAUUCUCUCCGACAGCGCACCACAGCCAUGGACCCUCGGCGCCUUUAUGGCAUUCCUGUCACAGAACCAUUGCUUGGAGACGCUGGAAUUCAUACUCGAUGCGGAGCGAUAUAGAGCAGCACACUUGCAGACAUCACAAGGCCAACUCUACCUCGGGUCCCACCACAUCAGCGAACUAUGGCAGAAGAUUAUCGAGGCCUACAUAAUGCCCUGUGCGCCGCGAGAAGUGAAUCUGCCAGCUCGGGUGCGCGAUCGUCUUCUGGGGCUUACGUUUUCCCUGUCGAACCCGGUUGACCCAUCUGAGCUGGAUGAAGCUGUUCACAUCGUCCGGGAGUUGAUGAACGACUCGGUGCUGGUGCCGUUUCUCGAGUCCAUGAUGCCGGCAGCGGUCCAGGUGCAUGCCGACGAUGAACCUCGUGAAGCAAGGCAAGGCCGAUCUCGUCUACGGUUGUCACGCGAAGCUGUGACGAAACGGGAACCCAGCCAAUCUCCCCGGACAAGCCUCCUCCCGCUGUUCGGCAGGGGACGCAACAGCCUUGCAGCGCUGAAUCGGUCCAACUCCGGUUCUAUCGACUCGCCGGAUCUCGACCUGACCGAUGACAGUAAUAGUCCAGGUUCGACGCCUGGGUCCGAGCCCGUGACGCCGCCAACAACGCCACCCACCUCGGACUACUCGUUCGGCACCUCGCCGAACACGCUGCAACGGGCAAUAUCGGGCAAUGGCUGGAAGAAGGUCGGAGCUAAGCUGGGACUGGGUAGGAAAAGCAGGUCCUCGCGGCGUACGAACCAGCCUGGAGCGCCAUCCUCUAAUCCUACCAUCACCACCACUACCGAAUUGGGCAUCAGUAACCCGGCGCUGACAACGCACGAGGCUGAUGAUACGACGAGAAGUUCGUGGGAAGAUCCCCAUCCCGGAGACCGAUUCUCGAUCUCCUUCGGAAAAUCUGGCGGAUCGAACACCGAUUCUCAGAUUUCUAGUGGCGAUGCGAUGGGUGGCGUGGCCGCAAAAGCGCUAAGCGCAUAUGACGGCGAUGGACCUUGGAUCCGGCGUCGUGUCCGCAUACGGCACCGCCAUACGAUGCCGAAGCCUCUGAAAAUUCCUGCCCAGGUGCCGGAGGAGCUGGAAGCGAAGAGCGCCCCGCUGAUCUCGUCGCGAUGCUGCGACGUGACGACUUCUCCGUCACCAUUACUAUUUUUACCUCUUAUAGAACCCCUUGGACCUCUCGAGAUUGAUACCGACAGCGAAACAGAGGUUGGCAUCGAGGUCGGCACCGUCGUAGAUGACAUGGAAGUCGACAACAUCAAGCUGGCAUCAGUCAGUCAUAGCUGUUUGACCGACUUCUCAAACUAUCUGAGCAUGACGCGUCUGGACGACGACAACGACGGCACCUCCGUAAGUGUUGUCGAUUCUGAUGCUUUCACACGAACCGGAUCCGCAGACGACCUAUAUGGUUGGGAAGCCGAACUUAAUCGCCAGAUCGAUUGUGGUAUGGACAAUGCUGGUACUACGUGUGACUGUCAUCACUAUCAGUACCAAAGCAGCGACUUUACCAAGCGGGGUAUUCUACACCGCGUGUUCUCGCCCUCCGGCAGACGGGUCAACACCACCCCCUGA